Messenger RNA from Aspergillus udagawae, 264 nucleotides. RefSeq lists its product as uncharacterized. The transcript has a single exon. NCBI's taxonomy places the organism in Eukaryota, Fungi, Ascomycota, Eurotiomycetes, Eurotiales, Aspergillaceae. The coding region runs from base 1 to 264 and encodes 87 amino acids. The record is from RefSeq and is a predicted model, not a curated record.
AUGCCGGCACAGCCAAGUCCAGGGCCAUAUCCGGCAUAUCCACGACCUCCUCGAGUUCGACCGCGUGUGCGGCGCCCGGAUUCACCUCGGCCUUCAAUGAUACUGAUGAACAACGAGAACCAGGACGAGCACAGUCGGUUGCAUUAUCAAGAUGCUCAAAUGCUCCCAGGCGGACGAUUGCCGGCUGAGGAUGAGCCAGAACAGCUUCCGCCAUACGAACCGGCUCCUCCACCUUAUUCCCCUAUCCAUGGCAAUGAUGAUUAG